GCGGUCAUAUUCAGAUCCGACCCGGAUCCGAUAAGGUCUUCGGAUCUAUGGAAACCCUGCUGGAAGCGGGUGCACCCGCUUUGGCUACUCGCUUACAGAGCCAUGGUUUGCGCUGUAAUGUCCUACCUCUUGAUCGAGAUGGUUGUUUAUCGAGGAGCCAGCACUUUCUAUUUCUAUACUCAGUGGACUUUUACACUAGUCAUCAUCUAUUUUUUGAUCGCAACCUUAAUAUCGGCUCAUGGUUGCUGGACUUAUUCAAGAAGAUAUGUCAUUGAGAACGAGGAGGUGGCUAGAAGACUUUUGGAGAGGGAUUUUGAAGCAAACCUACCUGAGGUGUUGAUAUCAAGGACUAAUGAAAAUGGUAACUCAGUCAAAUUGCAGAAUUAUCACGAGCAAGGAGAAAAUGAGCAAAUGGCUGGGUUUUGGGGGUACACGAUGCAAAUUGUUUAUCAAGCUAGUGGAGGUGCCUCUAUAUUGACGGACUUAACUUUUUGGUUUCUUUUAGUACCAUUUGCGGAUCCUGAGUAUCUCAGUAUUAAUCCUGUAAGAGGAAGCUUCCAUAGCCUCAAUGUGGUGUUUCUUCUACUUGACACUGCCCUCAACAGACAGCAAUUUCCAUUUUUCCGGGUGGCAUAUUUUAUUCUGUGGACCUUCGCGUAUCUAACUUUCCAGUGGAUCCUUCAUGCUUGCGGCUUGCAACAGUGGCCGUAUCCUUUUCUUGAUCUGAAUACUCCGUCGGCACCUUUGUGGUAUUUUUCCAUGGGGUUGUUCCACAUCCCUUGCUAUGGCAUGUACAGUUUGAUAGUGAAGGCGAAGAACUCAGCUUGUAGUAAAUUCUUUCCACAGUCCUACGCGACUUCUUGUUAGCAAGUUAGGGAUGAAACUGCAAUUUUCUCAACAGGGAAAGUGUAGAAUUGUAUUACAGGCGUUAACAAUGAUAAGUUUAUGUUUGUUAGCAUCUAGUUUUUGAAUUUUCUUUUCUUUUCGCUCUCUCCCCAUUGAAGUUUGUGUUGGAUAGCAGAUUCCUAAUAUGUUUCCUAAUUUGUUUUGGUAACAGAUUAUUGGGAUUCCUAA
Asparagus officinalis (garden asparagus) is the source of this 1074-nucleotide messenger RNA. RefSeq lists its product as uncharacterized. Gene Ontology annotation, cellular component: membrane. The transcript is spliced from 8 exons. Lineage: Eukaryota; Viridiplantae; Streptophyta; Magnoliopsida; Asparagales; Asparagaceae. The record is from RefSeq and is a predicted model, not a curated record. The coding region runs from base 103 to 867 and encodes 254 amino acids.